This is a messenger RNA of Aspergillus fijiensis CBS 313.89, 1026 nucleotides long. RefSeq lists its product as uncharacterized. Bases 1 to 1026 code for a protein of 341 amino acids. NCBI's taxonomy places the organism in Eukaryota, Fungi, Ascomycota, Eurotiomycetes, Eurotiales, Aspergillaceae. The record is from RefSeq and is a predicted model, not a curated record. The transcript has 2 exons.
AUGUCGCUAGGCGAGCCACCUGUCUGGACUCCCCCAACCGAGGACAGGCAACUCCAAGCCGACUGUGGCAAGUAUUUACGUGACCCAAAUGCUGCUAGAUAUCCUGCCUAUCCAUGGGAGGCGGCCUUUACAGCGAUCGAAAAGCAGUAUCCCGAAUAUGAUCUCGCCAACACAGAUAUUGUGACCUGCUCCAGUACUUUGAGCAAUCUCAAACGUUUUGCUCGAGGGGUCGACAAAAGCUUCAGGUUUGUCCUAGAAACGGUGGGCGACACCGUUUUUUUCAUUAGACGGGAGAACUCGCCAACCAACUUGAUACCUGAUAUUCGGGGGUACGGGCACACAUUCCUAGACGAAUACACAAUUUGGAGGCCUGGUCUUGCCGGUUCAGAGUCCCAUCAACGAAUCAUUCAUCUGGUAAGUAAGCUCGGAGAAGACCACACUCCGGAACCAGCUCAAAGCUCCGGAGAUUUGAAGUUUCGCGAAGGAGGACGGUCGAUCUCCCAGAGCACUAUCAUUGACAUCAAGACACGCUCAAUGUUUGACUUCCAGACCCGCACUGUGAGGAAAGAGAUCGAUAUGACAGAUCUAACUCCUCGCCUCUGGGUGUCACAGAUCCCAACUCUGGUCGUGGCGUAUCACGACUGGGGUUUGUUCACUGACAUUCGGGUGCAAGACAUGCGAGAACAAAUCACACAAUGGGAGCGAGACAAGCAAGAGCUACUGAAGCGGCUGGCAUGGGUUCUUCAUGAGCUUGUGCAGUAUGCAAAAAGCUCAAUGACUCGGCUCGAAGUGUGCCGAACGGAUUCCGGGCCUCUUCAGAUCCGUCGAGUGAUUGGAGACGCUCCGGUAGCUUUGUCUCCCGGAUUGAAGGCCCGGUGGACUGAAGAGGACGACCUAGAGUCUUCGGGUGAUGAAAGCUUUUCCUCGCACGAUGACAGUUUUUCUGGCACACAUGGUGAUGCGCAUCUGUCAGAGCGUCGAUUCAACCAUGAUUUAGAGGACUAUACAGCAUCCUCUUCGGAAUAG